Molecule: messenger RNA, 468 nt
Organism: Racocetra persica
Lineage: Eukaryota; Fungi; Glomeromycota; Glomeromycetes; Diversisporales; Gigasporaceae
Source: the annotation of a GenBank genome assembly
AUGUCGACCGAAGAUAAACAAGAUGAUCAUAAUGCGCAAAUAAAUAUUACUUCUGCUCCAAAUUCAUCUGGAUUGUUAAGUGAGAGUACUGAACACCCUGGUCUUGAAUAUGUUACAACUGAUGCUAUUGAAAAGAAUAUUCUUGGAGACAAUCCUUUUGUCUCUGAGAGUGAAAAAAAUGCGAUUAGAUUUCUUUCACAUCCGAUCACUUGGAUCAUAAAUACCCUUGGCAUAGUAAAAAUGAAUCCAGUGCACCUUUUGUUAUUGUUUAUUAUCCCUGCCGCGAUAAUGCAUAAGUUCUAUCUUUGCUUUUUUGCGAUCAUACCGUUAUCUAACAUAAUGACAAUAGCCAUUGAAGAUUUAACCGCCAGAGGUCAAACGCCCUAUGCCGCUGUUCUGCACGCUUUUUCCGGAAAUUUUGUGGAACUUGUUAUUGAAACUGUAGCAUUGAUGGACGGAAGAUAUAAU